UCCAGUGCGCCGCCUAGGCGACCUCCAGCUGUCGAAUGUACACGUGCACGCGGUGACGCUUGAGAAGCCGGGCCAGGCGCCCGCGGACGUGAGGGAGCUGUGCAGGGACAUUCGGCGCGUGGGUCGGGGCAACGGACUGAUCCCGAGUGUAGUCAAGGGUCGCGCUGCUGCUCUUCUGGACGACGACCUGCUCGACGAUCUGAAUUUCGACGACAGCGAUAACAGCGAGCAACAACGCGCCGAGCACGAGGGCUUCUGGGCUGCAGCGAACAGUCUGAUGGAUGCUGCCAACGAGUGUGAGGAGGAUGAUCUGUGCGAGGCAGACUGGAACAACGAAGUUCACUCACGUGCGCUACGGCUCGCCCUCGAACGUGGUCGUAGCGAGAGGGCAGUGUGGUACCGCAACGUCACCACGGCACAAAUCAAGGAUCAGUCGCUACUGCCCAGCUCUGCCGCAGGCCUGGCGGCACAGUCAAAGAUGGUUGACUUUGCCGUUGUCCUCGACACCAGGUCAGACAAGGACCUUGCAAAAAUUGUCCGCGCAAAGCUCCGCCAAGAGGAGCUUUCUUCUAUCAACCACACUCCUGCUGAGCACGUACAAUUCUCGCCUAUCGCAGUUAGUAUUGAGACCAAGCGCGCAGCCAUCGAGGAAGACGUGGCCAAUGCGCAACUUGCCGUGUGGGUGUCUGCACACUUUCGCUGGCUGCAGCGGCUCAGCAAUGGAGGCUCUGCGCUCCCAACGUUGCCCUUGAUAAUUGUGCAAGGCCACGAGUGGAAGCUAAUGCUCGCUGAGCUCGAAGAUGACUCAGAGAUCAGGAUAUUCCGGCAUUUGAGUCUAGGGACCACUAGGUCGGUUCUUGGCGUCUAUCAGCUCGCGGCUUCGUUGAGGCGAUUGGCGGGAUGGGCAAAGGAUACAUACAGACCUUGGCUCGAGAAGAAUUUGUUAUUGGUGUGA
Messenger RNA from Lasiodiplodia theobromae, 955 nucleotides. RefSeq lists its product as uncharacterized. Lineage: Eukaryota; Fungi; Ascomycota; Dothideomycetes; Botryosphaeriales; Botryosphaeriaceae. The record is from RefSeq and is a predicted model, not a curated record. The annotation marks the transcript as partial. The transcript has a single exon.